AUGAGCUUCCGGGGCUUCCAGAAAAGCGUCAUUCGGGCGCCGCAACAAUUCAAAGCCCGCUUCAACAUAGGCGAGCACACCAAGGAUGCCGUCUACAUCGAUUCUGAGCGCAGGUUCCAAGAGCUCGAGACCGAGACGAAACGAUUACACGAUGAGUCCAAGAAAUACUUCGAAGCCAUCAACGGCAUGCUCAGCCACCAGAUCGAGUUCAGCAAGGCCAUGAGCGAGCUCUACAAGCCCAUAUCCGGUCGCAUGUCCGAUCCCAUGAGUCUGGAGGUCCAGGGAAACCCCGAUGGCAUCCGCGCUUGCGAGGAGUACGAGGCCGUUGUCAAGGACCUCCAGGAAACGUUGGCGCCCGAGCUCGAGAUGAUCGAGAGCCGAGUGAUUCGACCCGCGAACGAACUGCUCGACGUUGUCAAGGUCAUUCGAAAGACGGCAGCGAAGCGCGAACACAAGAAGCUGGAUUACGACCGUCACCGCCAGACCCUGAAGAAGUUGCAGGACAAGAAGGAGCGAAGCGCCAAGGACGAGAAGGCUCUGUGGAAGGCGGAGAACGAUGUCGAGCAGGCCACCCAGGAGUUUAACUAUUUCAACGACCUCCUCAAGGAAGAGCUGCCCCGUCUCUUCGAGCUCGAGCAAGAGUUCAUCCGCCCACUCUUCCAGUCGUUCUACUACAUGCAAUUGAACAUCUUCUACACGCUGCAUGAGAAGAUGCAGCACUGCGACAUCGGUUAUUUCGACCUGACCCUCGACGUAUUAGAAGCAUUCAACAAGAAGCGCGGAGACAUCCAAGAACAGGCCGAGAAGUUGUCCAUCGUGAAGUUCAAGACCACCGGACAGAAGCGACCCCCAGUCAAGUACGGCACCCGACCUACCAUCGAAGGAAACAAGCCGCAAGCCCUUCUCACCGCCGGCCCCUCGUCAUCGGCCGCCUCCACAACAGCAACAACAUCGAAGUUCGGCGCAUACAACAAGCAGGCCGAAGCAGGCGAGGUCAACCCGCCUCCCCCGUACUCACCUCCCGCGACCAACGGAGGAACCGUCAGUCCCGGUCUGGCUGCCAUCGCCGCCGCGAAGUCCAAGCCGCCUCCACCCAAGCCCAAGCCCAGCCGUCUCAGCGGAGCACCCACUGUCGAGACCGUCACCGCCCUGUACGACUAUGCUGCGCAGGCGGAGGGUGACUUGAGCUUCCGAGCCAACGAUGUCAUUGAGAUUGUCAGCCGUACAAAGAACGAGAACGAGUGGUGGACUGGAAAACUAAAUGGAAAGUCUGGUCAAUUCCCUGGCAACUACGUGAAGCUGAACAGUUAA
This is a messenger RNA of Colletotrichum karsti, 1311 nucleotides long. Its product is annotated as BAR domain-containing protein. The record is from RefSeq and is a predicted model, not a curated record. The transcript has 3 exons. NCBI's taxonomy places the organism in Eukaryota, Fungi, Ascomycota, Sordariomycetes, Glomerellales, Glomerellaceae. Gene Ontology annotation, cellular component: actin cortical patch; medial cortex; Rvs161p-Rvs167p complex. Bases 1 to 1311 code for a protein of 436 amino acids. Gene Ontology annotation, molecular function: lipid binding; protein binding. Gene Ontology annotation, biological process: actin cortical patch localization; endocytosis; plasma membrane tubulation.